Brassica napus (rape) is the source of this 684-nucleotide messenger RNA. RefSeq lists its product as uncharacterized. The record is from RefSeq and is a predicted model, not a curated record. Bases 1 to 684 code for a protein of 227 amino acids. The transcript has 2 exons. Lineage: Eukaryota; Viridiplantae; Streptophyta; Magnoliopsida; Brassicales; Brassicaceae.
AUGGCCGCACUGCAUUCUUCUGGUUCGACAACUGGCUACAACUGGGGAGAGCCAGUGCCUGAUACCAAUGGAGGUAGCGAUAUUGUCCUUUGGAAGCACUCUGAUGAUUCAUACAAACCAUAUUUCUCUUCGACACGUACUUGGGACCAGAUCAGAGAGAGAAAAGCUGCGGUUUUCUGGUGUAAAGGGGUUUGGUUUGCUCAAGAAGUACCGAGAUUUUCCUUCAUUGUUUGGCUGGCAGCUAGGAACAGAUUGUCAACGGGGGACCGUAUGAGAGCGUGGGGUAUUCAACAGGCUUGUGUUCUUUGUGGAGAGCCUGACGAGACUCGCGACCAUAUCCUCUUUGCUUGCCCGUAUUCAUUUACUGUCUGGGAUAGUUUGGUAAACAGACUGAGUGGCAACAUGACAGAUCCUGACUGGUUGACCACUCUGCAAUUUGUGACUGCAAACAACCUGCAGAUUCUUGACAAGAUUCUACUCAAAAUGGCGUUUCAGACUUCCAUUUAUCACAUCUGGAAAGAACGGAAUGAGCGAAGACAUCAAACUGGCUUCCGUACGGCGAGUCAAGUCAUGCGCAUUGUCGACAAAGCAGUGCGCAAUAGGAUAACGCCUCUUCGGUAUACGGCAGGCCACAAGUAUGUUGGACUGAUGCAGCGGUGGUUUGAAGUUACAGCCACUUCAUAG